GUGACGUAAUUCGCAUGCUCGAAACAGAAUGGCGUGUCAAGGAGGAUGAACGCGAACGUUUUAUUCGAAAAACUGACUUGGUUGCCGUGGACAACAACGCGCCGUUGAACUUGUUUGUAGUUUAUAAAACUUUCACUAAGGCUAUAUUGAAACCAAUUUGUGAGAAUGAGCGUAGAUGCGUACGGUCCAAGCUCUCAAACCUUGACCUUUUUGGACACAGAAGAAGCGGAUCUCCUGGGUGCGGAUACUCAAGGGUCUGAAUUCGAUUUUACAGAUUUUACCUUACCAUCGCAGACCCAGUCACAAACUCAGGCAUCUCAGCUAGAUGGAGGUCAAAGCCAAAGUCAGGCUUUGGGCAUUGAACCUGUCCAAAAUGGCAUUGGAGGAGUUUCCCAAGGUAUUGGGGAGCUGACAUUUGAAGAUGACGAGGAAGAUGCAUUUUAUAUGAAAGAUUUACCAAAGCAUGCUUGCAUGUACUGUGGUAUCCAUGACCCAGCAUGUGUGGUAUACUGCAAUAUGACCAAGAAGUGGUUCUGUAAUGGAAGGGGAAAUACAUCUGGCAGUCAUAUCAUAAACCAUCUAGUACGAGCCAAGGCAAAGGAGGUUACACUGCACAAGGAUGGACCACUGGGGGAGACUAUCCUAGAAUGCUACAACUGUGGCUGUAGGAAUGUAUUUCUCUUGGGUUUCAUACCUGCUAAGGCAGACUCUGUGGUGGUACUGCUGUGUAGGCAGCCUUGUGCCACACAGAGCAAUCUAAAGGACAUGAACUGGGACCCAAGUCAGUGGCAACCUCUGAUUCAAGAUCGUCAGUUCCUUCCUUGGUUGGUGAAAGUUCCAUCUGAGCAGGAGCAGUUAAGGGCACGUCAGAUCACUGCACAACAAAUCAAUAAGCUAGAAGAGCUUUGGAAGGACAACCCAGAGGCUGCCAUUGAGGACUUGGAGAAACCUGGAGUGGAUGAGGAACCAUCCCAAGUACUGCUAAGAUAUGAGGAUGCCUACCAGUACCAGAACAUCUUUGGACCGCUGGUGAAACUGGAGGCAGACUAUGACAAGAAACUGAAGGAAUCGCAGACUCAGGACAAGAUCGUGGUUCGCUGGGAUGUUGGCUUAAACAAGAAAAGGAUUGCUUACUUUGUGUUUCCCAAGGCUAAUGAAGAGAUGAAACUGAUGCAUGGAGAUGAACUGCGCCUCAGGUACUUGGGAGAGAUGCACAAGCCCUGGUCAGGAGUGGGCCAUGUGAUCAAGAUUCCAGACAACUUCAGUGAAGAAGUGGCCAUAGAGCUGAAGAGUAAUGCUGGUGUACCUGCUGAGUGCACACACAACUUUGUGGUGGAUUUUGUGUGGAAAUCCACUUCAUUUGAUAGAAUGCAGGCAUCUCUGAAGACAUUUGCUGUGGAUGAAACCUCUGUGUCAGGAUACAUCUACCACAAGUUGCUGGGACACGAGGUGGAGGAUGUGGUGAUCAAAUGUCAGCUGCCGAAGAGGUUCAGUGCCCCAGGACUCCCUGAGCUCAACCACUCCCAGGUUUAUGCUGUGAAGACUGUGCUGCAGAGACCAUUGAGCUUGAUUCAGGGUCCACCAGGUACUGGCAAGACUGUUACAUCUGCAACAGUUGUGUAUCACCUUGCCAAGCAGACCCAGGGGCAGGUUCUUGUCUGUGCACCUUCUAACAUUGCUGUAGAUCAGCUGACAGAGAAAAUACACAAGACUGGUCUCAAAGUGGUGCGUUUGUGUGCCAAGAGCAGGGAAGCCAUUGACUCCCCAGUGUCAUUCCUGGCCUUGCACAACCAGAUAAGGAACAUGGAAAGCGUGCCAGAGCUGUCCAAGCUGCAGCAGUUGAAAGAUGAAACGGGAGAGCUCUCGGCUUCUGAUGAGAAACGAUUCCGCACAUUGAAGAAGCAGUGUGAGAAAGAAUUGCUGCAACAUGCUGAUGUCAUAUGCUGCACAUGCGUUGGAGCUGGUGAUCCACGGCUGGGCAAGAUGCAGUUCCGCUGUGUCCUGAUUGAUGAGAGCACCCAGUCCACAGAGCCGGAGUGCAUGAUCCCAGUGGUCCUGGGGAGCAGGCAGCUGAUCCUGGUGGGAGAUCACUGUCAGCUGGGCCCUGUGGUCAUGUGCAAGAAGGCCGCCAAGGCAGGCCUGUCCCAGUCCCUGUUUGAGCGUCUUGUUGUGCUGGGGAUACGUCCUAUCCGACUGCAGGUGCAGUACAGAAUGCACCCUGCCCUUAGUAAUUUCCCUUCUAAUAUAUUUUAUGAGGGUUCAUUACAGAAUGGAGUGACAGCCGCUGAGAGAACUAAAAAACAAGUGGACUUUCCUUGGCCUCAGCCAGACAAGCCCAUGUUGUUCUAUGCCACUACUGGACAAGAAGAGCUGGCCUCAUCUGGAACGUCCUACUUGAACAGGACUGAGGCUGCAAAUGUGGAGAAAAUUGCCACACGCUUUUUGCGUUCUGGUGUGAAACCUGACCAGAUCGGAAUCAUUACACCAUAUGAGGGACAGCGGGCUUUUAUAUGCCAGUACAUGCAGUUCAGUGGACAGCUACACCAGAAACUGUAUCAGGAAAUAGAGGUGGCUAGUGUUGAUGCAUUCCAAGGCAGAGAGAAGGAUUUCAUCAUCCUUUCUUGUGUGAGAGCAAAUGAACACCAGGGAAUUGGAUUCUUGAAUGAUCCCAGGCGUCUGAAUGUGGCACUGACUAGAGCUAGGUAUGGUAACAUUGUGGUUGGAAACCCCAAAGUGCUCUCUAAGCAACCACUGUGGAACCACUUGCUGACUCAUUACAAGGAGAUGAAAGUUUUAGUGGAAGGGCCACUGAACAACCUCAAAGAGAGCAUGAUUCAGUUCAGCAAACCCAGAAAACUGGUUAAUGCUGCAAAUCCUGGUGGCCGUUUCAUGAGUAACACCAUGUUCAGUGCCCGUGAAGCCAUGAUCCCAGGCAGCGUGUAUGACAGGAGCCACAUGAUGAAUGGAGGUACCAACUUCCAGAGGGAACUGUUUAUCCCCACACAUGACCAGCUAGGCUACAUAGGACCUGAGAGGGCAUACACUGCCAGCCUGCCAGUUCCAGUGGGCAUGUUCAUACCACCAAUGCAGCCUGCCUACCAGCAACAGAUGCUUGGUGGUCGUGGAGGUGCAGCGAGAAGAGGAGGUCAGAAGGGAGGAAGACAGAAACCUCCUCGUUAUACACAGCAGAACACCUCGCAGAUGUCCCAAAACUCUCUGAUGAGCAGUCAAGCCAGUCAGGAUGGCACACAGCCCUACUCCCAGGGCCCUCUCACUCAAGGUGGUUUGUCCAUGAGCCAGCCUUUCACCAUGAGUCAACCAGGACUGUCUGGCCUUUCUCAGCCUGAACUCUCACAGGACAGCUACAUGGGUGAAGAAUUCAAGUCUCAGGCAGACAUGUUGCUGUCUCAGGACUCCACCUACCAAGGGGACCGUGCCUUUUUCCCAUCUCAGCCACUGUCCCAGGGAGGCCAAUUCUCACAGUACUAGGUCUACACUGAGGGAAGCCAACACUAUGGGAUAAGAUAAAAACGGAAGAUGUUCUACAGAGUUAUCUCAACAUCCAUUGAUGAAGUCAGGAGUGACCGGUCGCUUGAAAGCGUGGGUGGGAGAGGGGAGACAAGAAGGAAAAGGGACCUUGCAGGAAGCAGAAGCUCUCACAGGACUCAAUGCUGCAUGGAGCAGAGGUUGCCAGAAAUGGUUUGACAGACCUGAGGAAACUACUUGUGUGGCACCGAUUUUGGUAGCUACCAGGAGACCAGCAGCAGCGGGAACAGCAGCAAUCAAAUGUCAUGGAGUGAAGGGUUGGUGGUUGAAGAAGCAAGGCCCUAGUCGACCUGUGAAGGAAAUGGUCCUCCUCAAUACCCAAUUAUCAAAACGAUAAAAGAUAUUCAGAAAUCAAUUUUAUGUAAAGCAUUUGCUCAGCUUGUUUUGGUUUGGAGGCCUUGGAAGUUAUUGAUGACUAUCAGGUUGGCAUACAGAGCAGAUGUUAUGAAGCAAAUGAUGACCAGAUAUUUUUCUCUUAUGAUUACUACACAAAUUUGCAGUUUUCAUUGACUGUUUCAACAGUGAGGUGCUCAGAACUAUACUUAUAAUUUAAGGUCAAAGAAUUAUUGAAAAAUUAUUGAGAGAGUUAUUUGCAAUUUUGUAAUGUGAAAUUGUACUGCUUAUCAAGUACUCCAGACAUCUUUUAUUACAUCUAGACAUUGACGAGUGUGUCAGAAAAAGGGUUCUGCCUUUGCAGUACCAUUAGAUGUCAUUGAAAUAUACCUUUAUUUGUUCAAUUGGCACUGGCAAAAUCAAAGAAAUUGCAGGCAAAAAAUUACUGCAACAGAAAUAUUUUCUUGGUUUAAGGGAAGUAUAAAAUUGAAUAUUUUUGAUGGGUUUAAUUAUUUAAUGCAGCAGUUUACCAUCUGAAUUAUUAAAUUGCUGUUGUAAUAUUAAUCAGUAAUUUGUAGUUCUCAAGGGUGACUAAUGGUAGGAGAUUAAUAAGACUUUCAUCUAUUUUAAAACAAAUGAGUGUGAAUUUGACGUGAAGGUAGUGAAAUGGGUAGACUACCUGCUACUGAGAAAGGGAAUACAUCUUAAUGACUGAAGUCUAAUAAUAAUCCCUAGAUUAAAUUUCCCCAGUAUUUUAUUUGGGAGGGCAGACAUGCUUGAUUUUGGAAGGUUACCUAGCUUGAAGAUACCAUUUUUAAUUUUCUGAGAACUGUCAGUAGGCAAGUUUCAAACAACUAAAAGGUAAACAGUUUUUAAAGCUGGAAUAAGUAAAUGUCUGUCUACUUCAACACAAGUGCUGCAGAUUGUGGGCUGCCCACGGUCAUUGCAAUUCCUGUGGAGUCGAGAUGCAUGGGCAGCCAUUCUAAGUGCAGGUUUUAUUAGAACCCUUUGUUGUAUAGCCAGCAUUACAAAACUGCAGGAAAAUGGAUUAUUGAAGAAAAAAAUGCAUCACUGAAAUUUUUUGUGUAAAACGGUGUGAGUGCAUUCUAUGCGAAUCCAGUGUAGUUGUUGUCUGGUAUAUUUUGUGUUCUUGAAGUAGCUCUGCACUGAAACAGCUGUAGUUGCUCCUUCCUAGCAAAGAUUAGAUUCCAAAUGUUUUCUAAAGCCAAGGUAACUCACAAAAUGCAAGUAAGCUUUCCAGGUUUGUGAAAGAGAUUUAGGCACAGUAACAGAUGCAUCCCCUCCAUAUACUCUGGUUUGGCACACAGAACUUAAUCUAUAGCAAUAUAACAGCAUAGCAUAACACACCUUGAGGGAAACCACAUCUACUGAAUUCAGACAUUUUAGUUUAGGGAAAUAACAUCCAACAUCUAACAAUUAGACACCACAGCUUUUGACCAGAAGCUCAGCCCUAGCAUGUAAUGGAACACUGCAGACAACUUGCCUUCUAGAAGACAUGUUUGAUAUUGGUUUUCAGGAACUCCAACUUCUUUGAGCUCUUGCAUAAAGUGGACAACAUUGUAAGAUUUAUUAAUGUUGAUUUUCCUGAAAGUAAAUAAAAGCAUUGCAAUAGA
Messenger RNA from Lingula anatina, 5513 nucleotides. Its product is annotated as regulator of nonsense transcripts 1. NCBI's taxonomy places the organism in Eukaryota, Metazoa, Brachiopoda, Lingulata, Lingulida, Lingulidae. Gene Ontology annotation, biological process: nuclear-transcribed mRNA catabolic process, nonsense-mediated decay. The record is from RefSeq and is a predicted model, not a curated record. Gene Ontology annotation, molecular function: zinc ion binding; RNA binding; RNA helicase activity. Gene Ontology annotation, cellular component: cytoplasm.